UCCAAUAUAAAAUACAUCUUAAAUUUGUGAGAAAUUUUCUCCCUUCAGAAAUUUAUUUGCAAAGGCAUGUCUUUACAGGAAUCUGUUAAAAAAUUAUAUGAAUUUAGAGAUUUCUUCUUUGAAGAUCAUUCUUCUGAGUUAGCAGACAAAAAAACAGAGCUUUUAGCAUCGGAAUUGAAUAAAACACUAAAAUUAUUUGUCAAGGAAAAAGAUGAGAGUGAUUCUUGUAAGAAUGCAGAAUCUGAACUAUUAAAGGCAAAAGCAUUGAAUGUGCUACCAGAAUACAGUCCUGAAGCUUUUGAGAUACUAACGAAGCUUGUUAAAUUUCAUCCACGUUUAGUGGAUGCCUUGAAUGAACUUGGUUUAUGUUUUUGGAAGAAAGGUGAUGUCAAAGCGGCUAAAAAAUGUUUUGAAAAUGCUUUAAGAGAGGGAAAAAAUGCAGAAUCUCUGCAAAACUUGUCUAUGAUAUUGAGACAACUUGGAGAAACUCCUGAAGAAAAGCAAAAAAACAUGCUAGAAAGUUUAGAAAAAGCUAAAGAAGCUGUAGAAGUUAAUGAUGAUGGGAAAUCAUGGUAUAUUGUAGGAAAUGCCAACUUGAGCUUAUUCUUUAGUUUAAAUCAGAGUCCCAACUAUUUAAAAGAAAGCCUUCUAGCUUACAACCAUGCAAGUCAAGAUAAAGCUAUGAAAUGCAAUCCUGAUUUAUAUUAUAACUGGGCAAUGGCCUUGAAGUAUGAUGAAAAUUAUAAACUGACAUUGGAAAAAUUAGAGUUGUCUAUAAAAUACGAUCCCCUUUGGACAAAGCCUCAAGAAGAAUUAGAAUCAUUGGUUAAUCACCUAAAAAAUAUACAAUUGAUGAUAUCAACUAAGGGCAAACUGAAGUCCCGUAAAAUAAGAGAAAUAAUUAGCGCACUCAAAAAAGAACUUGAUAAUUCUAAUUCAACUGAAACUUUUGUUAAUUCUAUCGGACGAUCUGAGACUUAUCAACAUUCCAAAAUUUCGGAUCUACAAGAAGGAAGUAAUACCGGUAAAAUGCUUAAGGGGAAAGUAGCGUGCCAUGUUUAUUGUUCUAAUUCUUUACCAUUCACAUUUUGCUUGCUUGAUGAAAAAGAAAAUUGUUUUGCUGUAAAUGUAUACAAUAUGGCUCAAGGCAAAGGAGUCAUCAUUGGAGAUAGUGUGAUUAUUUUAGAUCCUCACAUUCAACAUUUUAAUUUUGCAUUUAAAGACAAUACUUAUGCUUUUUCAUCUAUUCGUGUUAACAGUCCAUUACAGUUGGUAGCGAAUAAAAGGAGAUUUGGUCGUGAUACUGUUGCAACACCACAGCUUUCUGUAAUUGUAAAAAGUGACUAAUUGUUUAUUUCAUAUGUAUUUAUGCUUCAGCUUCAUAUUUUUCUAUUAAACAUUUUAUGUAAA
Messenger RNA from Parasteatoda tepidariorum (common house spider), 1410 nucleotides. RefSeq names its product tetratricopeptide repeat protein 5. Gene Ontology annotation, molecular function: protein binding. The record is from RefSeq and is a predicted model, not a curated record. Lineage: Eukaryota; Metazoa; Arthropoda; Arachnida; Araneae; Theridiidae.